Messenger RNA from Seriola aureovittata, 5599 nucleotides. Its product is annotated as cadherin-20-like. Gene Ontology annotation, molecular function: calcium ion binding; cadherin binding. NCBI's taxonomy places the organism in Eukaryota, Metazoa, Chordata, Actinopteri, Carangiformes, Carangidae. Gene Ontology annotation, biological process: homophilic cell-cell adhesion; adherens junction organization; calcium-dependent cell-cell adhesion. The transcript has 12 exons. Gene Ontology annotation, cellular component: plasma membrane; adherens junction; catenin complex. The record is from RefSeq and is a predicted model, not a curated record. The coding region runs from base 1577 to 4051 and encodes 824 amino acids.
ACAUGUCUUACAGUGCAAACUGCACAGUGUUUUGAUAUGUUUUCAAAGCUCCCCCUGCUUUGUUGCAUCAGUUAGCUUCAUUUUCUGAUCCUCAGUCAUUUACUUGGAGGAGCCAAUGGUUGCUGAGUGUCAUGGAGGGGCCAGGGUAUGGCUUUGUUUGGCUGAGGCCCCACACAGAAUUGUCUUAUCCGCACCGAAAAACAACCAUGAAAAGUAGCAAGUACAAUAGCGUCACCGGGUCGCGACGGCAUGAGGCAGUGACGAAUGCCAACAUCACACUACGCUGCUAUGGGUUCAUUAAGUUCACCUCCAGCAUCCAUAUUAUUAAUCAACAUAGGCUGUCACUGUCCACUCACUGUCUGAGAUCAGUGACAGCUGGGAACCUGUCAUUCGUGACGUUCGUACGUCACUCUUGUGAGCGCGCUUUGUGAGAAUGCUAGAGUCUAGAAGCUAUCUGGCUGUUGCAGCAAGUAGGCUAGCUUUCAGUUGUAUUCAGUUAGCUUUACUCAGCUAGGAAAUUGUAUCAUGGAUAGAUUUAUUUUCCAUCACCGUCGGACAGAAGAAGAAAUGCAGGUGGCGGUCGCGACCGGAGGGCGUUUGGACAAAGUCACGUUCACUACCCGGUCUGACACUUCAUUGACACCGGCGGGGGACCCAGCCACUCCCACCUGCCAGGCUCGGGCGGACGAAAACGAGGACGAGUUAGUAGAGGAGGAGAUGUAGCAACAGUUGGAGGAGCAGGGAAGGGACUGGCACGGCCAGCCACCGCCAGUGAUGGCGGUCACUAGCCAUGAUGCUAAUGCUACCACUGACAUUAACCAACGACCUGGAGAUGGACCUCGGCACCCAAUCAGGAAAAAGUACCCCUCGUGGCUAAUAAGUAAUCGGCAGUGAUUUUUUAAUGCUGCCUGCUUUGACACAUCUAGCUGGCUUGAAUAUUCGGUUGAGAUGGAAGCAACUUUUUGCUUCGUCUACCGCCAUUUUGGGUGGCACCGGGCAGCGGUUCCAUUCAGAGCCGGCCUUCACAAAUGGAUAUAAGAAUUGGCAAAACGCAACCGCAGCUUUUAAAAGACACAACGGACAAUUAUUCUUGUUAGACUUGUGGGUGAAAUGAGAAGACGUUUCCGGGGGUGUUUUACCAGGAGUCUCGGCGUUCAGCCCCAAACAUGCGGCUUUCCGAGACAAAAUAUGUCUGCAGUCAAUGGUGCAGUUCUGGAGUGUCUGAGGAAAACCUGACAGCAGAGCUACACCAAGUUCAGCGUCUGUUGGAAAGAAAGAAACUACAGGGACAUGUAGGGAAUGACACGGUGGGAUUUCUCGCUUUAAUGCGAACUUACCUGGAUGCUUUUAUGGACUUAUACAGACUCGUCUGUAUUUCACUUACCCUGCCUGUGACUUCUGCUUCCUGCGAGCGCAGUUUCUCCUGCCUCCGUCGUAUUAAGAACUAUCAACGGAACAGCAGCGGUGAUGCCCGAAGCAGCAACAAACGACAAAGUCUUUGGACGUCCAGCGCAUCAUUGACACGUUUGCCUCCAAUCACAACAACUGGUCGAUUGUACUCCUUUUGGAAACUUCAAUGGAGACAAACAGCAGCCAGAAAGAAGGGAACCGGAAAGCCACUGCAGUAACGCAGAAAUCAAAUACUACUCUGUGCUUCACAAUGGGAGUGGAAUUGCAUCUUCCAGCAGUUGCCAGCACCUUGCUCCCUGUGACCCUCUGCAUUUUGACCCUUCUGCCUCACAGCCUUCUGGGUAAGCCUGCAGAGGAGGACAACGCAGGCAGCUCAGCACUGCUCCAGAGGGUGAAACGAGGCUGGGUGUGGAACCAGUUCUUUGUCCUGGAGGAGUACACUGGACUGGAACCACUUUAUAUUGGAAAGCUUCACUCAGACAUGGAUAAAGGCGACGGCUCCAUUAAGUACAUCCUGACGGGCGAGGGAGCUGGCACCACCUUCACCAUUGAUGACGGCACGGGGGACAUCCACGCCAUCCAGAGGCUCGACCGGGAGGUGAAGGCCCAGUACAUCCUCCGCGCCCAGGCCCGCAACCGCCUGACGGACAGGCCUCUGGAGCCUGAGUCCGAGUUCAUCGUCAAGAUCCAGGACAUCAACGACAACGAGCCGAAGUUCCUUGACGGACCCUACCAGGCAACCGUACCUGAAAUGUCCAAAAUAGGAACAUCUGUGAUCCAGCUGACCGCCACAGAUGCGGACGACCCCACGUAUGGCAACAGUGCUCGCGUGGUUUACAGCAUCCUGGAGGGCCAGCCUUACUUCUCAGUGGACGCUAAGAGCGGCGUGGUCCGUGUGUCCCUGGCAGACAUGGACCGGGAGACCAGAGAAAACUACACUGUGGUCAUCCAGGCCAAGGACAUGGGCGGGCAGCUGGGGGGGCUCGCCGGCACCACCACCAUCAACAUCACGCUCAGCGACAUAAACGACAACCCGCCCAUGUUUGACCAGAGGUUGUAUCAGAUGAGCAUCCCAGAGUCUGCUCCAGUGGGUUCAGUGGUGGGUCGCAUCUGGGCGAAGGACAGGGACAUCGGGGUCAACGCUGAGAUGAAGUACAGUAUCAUUGAUGGAGAUGGAAGAGACACCUUUGACAUCAGCACUGACCCCACCAACCUUUUUGGCAUCAUCAUGGUGAAAAAGCCGCUGAACUUUGAGAACAAACCCAGUUACACUCUGAAGGUGGAGGGCGCCAACACCCACCUGGACCCGGCCUUUCGCCAACGUGUGCCCUUCAAGGACGUCACCAUCGUGCACGUAAGCGUGGAGGACGUGGACGAGCCGCCACUGUUCGACUUGCCAGCGUACUAUAUCGAGCUUCCGGAGGACGCAGAGAUCGGGACCUUGGUGAAGACGGUGAGGGCGAGGGAUCCCGAUGCCGCCAACAACACUGUGAGGUAUUCCAUCGAGAGUUCCAGCGACCCCGAGAAGUACUUCUACAUCGAGCCCACUUCCGGGUCGCUGAUGACGGUGCGUUUCCUGGACCGAGAGGAGAUCGGCUGGCACAACAUCACUGUCCUUUCUAUGGAAAUGAAUAACCCAACACAGAUCUCAAGUGUGUCCUUGGCUGUGAAGGUCAUGGAUGUGAAUGAUAAUCCUCCCUUGCUGACACACUACUUGGAGGCUUAUGUGUGUGAAAACGCCAAAGCUGGGCAGCUGAUCCAGACAGUGACGGCGGUGGAUCCAGAUGAGCCGCUGGGUGGACAGCACUUCUACUACAGCUUGGCUCCAGAGGCUGCGAACAACCCCAACUUCACCCUGAGAGACAACCAAGACAACACAGCGUGGAUCCUGACUCGGCGUGGAGGCUGGACACAGCAGGACCAGACCGUGUUCUACUUGCCUAUCUUUAUCUCUGACGGCGAGCCGCCGGUCCAGACCAGCACCAGCACGCUGACCAUCCGAGUGUGCAGCUGUGACCAUGAGGGCAACGUCAUGUCAUGCAACGCCGAGGCCUACAGCCUGCCUGCCAGCCUCAGCAGAGGAGCCCUCAUCGCCAUCCUGGCCUGUAUCUUCGUCCUGCUGGUGAUGAUUCUGCUCAUGCUUUCCCUGCGGACUCAUCGUAAGAAGCCCUACCUGUGUGAUGAGGAGGAGAAUGUCCAUGAGAACAUUGUGCGCUACGAUGAUGAAGGCGGUGGCGAGGAGGACACCGAGGCCUUCGACAUUGCCGCCAUGUGGAACCCACGUGAGGCGCACCACCACCUGGGUAAGAUGAGACAGGACAUGCUGCCGGAGAUUGAAAGCUUGUCGCGCUACGUCCCUCAAGCGUGCGUAAUGGGUGGCGGCGGGGACAGUAACGUUCACGGAUACGUGCUGGCGAAGCUCCUGGAGGCUGACAUGGACCCGUGCGCCCCGCCUUACGACUCCCUGCAGACCUACGCCUACGAGGGGGAAGGUUCGGUGGCUGAGUCGCUCAGCUCGCUCCAGUCGGGAACCUCCAACACUGACCACGAGUACGACUAUCUCAAUGAGUGGGGGCCUCGUUUCAAAAAGCUCGCUGAGAUGUACGGCGUGCUGGAGACAAACAGUGCUCCAAUGUGGUAGACCUCCUGAACCUUUGCCUUUUUAUUCUUAAACACACUACAGCAACAAAAAGAGAAAAAGAGAGACAAAAACACAUCAGAGAAGUGACAUAAACAGACAAACCGUGUGUGAGGAAGACACAAUAAAGCCAAGAUCUGCUUACGUCCGCAUCCAUGACUGUUAGCACUUGAAUUCCUGCCGAAGCUUCGAUUCUCCACAGCUUUGGAGGCCUGAGAUGCCCGCAGCAGCAGCAGCAGCAGCAGCAGCAGCAGCAGCAGCAGCAGCAGCAGCAGCAGCAGUAGCAGCAAUGUGAGCUGGUUUUUAAAUCUCCCCCAGAGGUGGGGCUUCAGAGACGGGCUGGAUUGGUAGCCUCAUGGGGCCCCACAAAGGAACGGCUUCAAAGCACAUGUUAACUCCCCCGCCUGACCCAGCCACAGGCAGAGCCCCUUUGGUUCAAAGUGUUGAGCGAUUUAUGCCAGAGAUGAAAACGAGAGAGCGGGGCUACCUUACUCACAGCAGCACAGGAGACGAACUCUGAAAUGCUGAUCCACUGUUCUGAGUUUGUGCUUUUAUAUACACUGACGGACCACGAAGUGAGUGAGGAGUCAUUGCUGCAAUCGGGGGUGUGUUGUUGUUUUUUUUUUUUUUGUUUUUGUUUCAUCUGUGGCAGGUCUUAAUUUAUUUCUUUGUUUCAUGUGCUGUAUUUAUAUUUUUGCUAAAUUAUUUGGGUACUUUAAAACCGACACUGUACUUAAACUGCCGCUCCGUGAGGAAAUCUUUAAAGAUCACAUAUUUGUUGUAACAUACAUGAUGUAACUGCCCUUGUUUUCAGUCUAUGUGAGAAUAAAAAAAAAAUGUCCAUGCAUCUCCAAAUGUCAUGUAAUAUGCACAGGAGAUGGUGAUGCUGUAAACCCAUGUGGGUUUUCCAGGUUGAGAUGUUUAUUGUAUUAUUGUUUUUGUAUCAUUUGUAGCUCUUUGUAUUGUAACUGUGUUUUUUUUGUUUUGUUUUGUUUUUUUGUCCCAAAAACGCAAAGCAGUUACACAUUCAUGAGCAGAAGAGGGAAGUCAUUUUUAAAAAAUCUUUUGAUGGAACUGGACAUAUCUCAGCAGACGGUCACACUUUACACAAGAUGCAUCCCUGUACCUGGAUGUGCACAUGACCGCUUCGCCUUUCAUUUCGGAUCCACCGCCGUGCCAACAAGAGUCCGACAGCAGCAAGGCUUGAUCUGUCCUGUUAGAGAUACUGUGUUGUUUCUCUGCCACCACACAAAUGUGGCUUAUUCCUCCAAUCCUGUGGACUACAGAGACACUGAUAAUCUGCAUUAAGUGCCAAAUGUAAAAAGGACAAAAAAGACAUUUUGGGAGAAAAAAAACAAACAAAAAAUGAUAAAACACAAACACCAAAAGACAACAAAGGAUUUUCCGAACUGGGAGAGAAUUGAUGGUACAUUUUGAUAAUUCGAUUGGGUGGAGUUUACUUGAAAUCUAUGUGGUCAGUCAUGCUACAGUAAGUGGUAUGUGAAUGUAGAUAUUUUUUUGUAUUCUUGGUAAUAAAAAGUUCAAAAAUGA